Messenger RNA from Trichoderma atroviride IMI 206040, 1338 nucleotides. RefSeq lists its product as uncharacterized. The record is from RefSeq and is a predicted model, not a curated record. NCBI's taxonomy places the organism in Eukaryota, Fungi, Ascomycota, Sordariomycetes, Hypocreales, Hypocreaceae. Gene Ontology annotation, molecular function: hydrolase activity.
CUCCGAGUUGAGUUGGAGAUUGCCAGGCUCGAGUCAGACAAGAUGCACUGGACUUCAGCAAUUGUGUUUCCGGCGCUGUUGGCGCUCGGCGCAGCGCAGCAGCAGCGCCCCCUGUCAGAGGCCAAUCAUUCUGGCUCAUCGCAGCAUGCCAGCGCUGACGCUCCGUCUUAUCGGGGCGAGGUGCUCCAGCUGCUCGAGUCGCUGGUCUCCAUCCCAUCCAUCAGUGGUGAGGAGAACGAGGUCGGCAGCUUCCUCGUCGAUUUUCUCAAGCACCAGGGCUUCAAGGUCGACAUUCAAUUCGUCCCUCCGCCAAAUGACAAGCCUGAUGUGCCCGAUAGGUUCAACAUCUUGGCAUGGCAUGGAGACCGCAAGUCCAACUACAAGACACUGGUGACGAGCCAUAUUGACACGGUCCCUCCCCAUAUUCCAUGGGAAAUCGAAAAGGGACAUGUUUCAAAGGACACCGUCAUCAAGGGCCGAGGAACAACUGAUGCCAAAGGCAGCGUCACUGCCCAGCUCGUGGCGGUGAACCACCUGCUUUCGACGAACAAGCAUGUCAACCCCGAGGACAUUAUUCUGCUUUUUGUUGUUUCGGAGGAGACUUCCGGCGACGGAAUGAGAGCCUUUAGCGAUUCGCUCAAGCACAUGAACCCUCCUCUUUCUUUCGACUCUGCCAUCUUUGGCGAGCCCACGGAGAACAAGCUGGCCUGUGGCCACAAGGGCGCUCUUUUCUGCACUGCCGAGGCCAAGGGCAAGGAUGCCCACAGCGGCUAUCCCGAGCUGGGCAAGUCGGCCAACGAGCUGAUGAUUAGGGCCAUGAACAAGAUCUUGGAUGCAGAUCUGGGGUAUAGCCCUCUCUUUGGCAAGACGACAUUCAACGUCGGCCGAUUUGACGGUGGCGUCGCUUCCAACGUCGUUCCAGCAAAAGCUUGGGUGGACAUCUCGGCUCGUGUUGCUGUUGGAUCGGAGAAGGAGGGCCAGAAUGAUGUGCGCAAGAAGAUUUACGAUAUUCUUCAAGAAACAGACCCCGAGGCUUUCACCUUGAACUGUUCUCAUGGAUAUGGGCCGUAUGAAAGCAACUGCGAUGUUGAGGGAUUCGAGCAAAUUGUUGUCAACUACGGCACAGAUAUUCCCAAUCUGGAGGGCGACUAUGUCCGUUAUUUAUAUGGACCAGGUAGCAUUCUCGUUGCUCACGGUGACCACGAGUACGUCACCGUCGGCGAUUUGGAGAAGGCGGUUGAAGACUACCAGAAGCUGAUCCUUCACACGCUGGGCCAAUGAGGAGAUUCCAAGUCAUAGUCGGGUAAUUUUACGAAAUUUAAUCUAUUGAACACUAGA